Messenger RNA from Pan troglodytes (chimpanzee), 1819 nucleotides. It is a transcript of the gene ADSS1, whose product is annotated as adenylosuccinate synthase 1. The record is from RefSeq and is a predicted model, not a curated record. The transcript is spliced from 14 exons. Gene Ontology annotation, cellular component: cytoplasm. Gene Ontology annotation, molecular function: adenylosuccinate synthase activity; GTP binding. Bases 130 to 1512 code for a protein of 460 amino acids. Gene Ontology annotation, biological process: IMP metabolic process; 'de novo' AMP biosynthetic process. NCBI's taxonomy places the organism in Eukaryota, Metazoa, Chordata, Mammalia, Primates, Hominidae.
CGUGGCGUCGGCGUUGGGGGGAGGAGCGUGGCGUCGGCGUCGUGGGGAGGAGCGUGGCGUCGGCAUGGUCACAGCACAGCCCUCCCCUGGCUGCCUCCAAGGAGUCUCCAGCUACUGAGUGGCCACUCCAUGCCAGCUCAGCCCACCCCUCACCUUCCCAGUGCCUGUGGAGGCCCAACUAGGGUGACGCUGGGAGAGGAGAGGGCUUGGAGGAGCCACGGGUCAAAUGCAGGAGGCCACACCUGCCUGCCCAGGAGGACUGCAGGAGCCGGAUCCUUAACACCUGGAGGGGAGCGGGGGGGCAACAACGCCGGCCACACAGUGGUGGUGGAUGGGAAGGAGUACGACUUCCACCUGCUGCCCAGCGGCAUCAUCAACACCAAGGCCGUGUCCUUCAUUGGCAACGGGGUGGUCAUCCACUUGCCAGGCUUGUUUGAGGAAGCAGAGAAGAAUGAAAAGAAAGGCCUGAAGGACUGGGAGAAGAGGCUCAUCAUCUCUGACAGAGCCCACCUUGUGUUUGAUUUUCACCAGGCUGUCGACGGACUUCAGGAAGUGCAGCGCCAGGCACAAGAGGGGAAGAAUAUAGGCACCACCAAGAAGGGAAUCGGACCAACCUACUCUUCCAAAGCUGCCCGGACAGGCCUCCGCAUCUGCGACCUCCUGUCAGAUUUUGAUGAGUUUUCCUCCAGAUUCAAGAACCUGGCCCACCAGCACCAGUCGAUGUUCCCCACCCUGGAAAUAGACAUUGAAGGCCAACUCAAAAGGCUCAAGGGCUUUGCUGAGCGGAUCAGACCCAUGGUCCGAGAUGGUGUUUACUUUAUGUAUGAGGCACUCCACGGCCCCCCCAAGAAGAUCCUGGUGGAGGGUGCCAACGCCGCCCUCCUCGACAUUGACUUCGGGACCUACCCCUUUGUGACUUCAUCCAACUGCACCGUGGGCGGUGUGUGCACGGGCCUGGGCAUCCCCCCGCAGAACAUAGGUGACGUGUAUGGCGUGGUGAAAGCCUAUACCACACGUGUGGGCAUCGGGGCCUUCCCCACCGAGCAGAUCAACGAGAUUGGAGACCUGCUGCAGACCCGCGGCCACGAGUGGGGAGUGACCACAGGCAGGAAGAGGCGCUGCGGCUGGCUCGACCUGAUGAUUCUAAGAUAUGCUCACAUGGUCAACGGAUUCACUGCGCUGGCCCUGACGAAGCUGGACAUCCUGGACGUACUGGGUGAGGUUAAAGUCGGUGUCUCAUACAAGCUGAACGGGAAAAGGAUUCCCUAUUUCCCAGCUAACCAGGAGAUGCUUCAGAAGGUCGAAGUUGAGUAUGAAACGCUGCCUGGCUGGAAAGCAGACACCACAGGCGCCAGGAGGUGGGAGGACCUGCCCCCGCAGGCCCAGAACUACAUCCGCUUUGUGGAGAAUCACGUGGGAGUCGCAGUGUGUAUCGUAACAGUCUUUUCUGCUCUCUCAGUCAAAUGGGUUGGUGUUGGCAAGUCAAGAGAGUCGAUGAUCCAGCUGUUUUAGUCGCAGACUGAGCUGAUCCCAACAGGCCCUGGCAGCGUCUGGACUUGUGUAAACAGCAGCAGUCACGUUCCUCGGCUGCCACAACCAACACCAAAGCAGGAAAACCAUUUUCUGUACUUUUAUAUUUCUGUUCAACCUGUUGGUUUCUACAAUGAUUUUAAACAUUGGAAAGCCAGCCUUGUGUAUAUUUUUAAAAAUUAUAUUCAAAAUGAGCCAAAGUGCUCAAAGACCUUCUAUGACACAUUAGUGUCACAUGGUUGCGUGUCCAGCCGAAGCAGCGUAAUAAACAUCUCCAAUGGCCACUGAA